This is a messenger RNA of Anoplophora glabripennis (Asian longhorned beetle), 1503 nucleotides long. RefSeq names its product splicing factor 3A subunit 3 (gene noi). The record is from RefSeq and is a predicted model, not a curated record. The transcript has 10 exons. Lineage: Eukaryota; Metazoa; Arthropoda; Insecta; Coleoptera; Cerambycidae. Gene Ontology annotation, molecular function: zinc ion binding; RNA binding. Bases 1 to 1503 code for a protein of 500 amino acids. Gene Ontology annotation, biological process: mRNA splicing, via spliceosome. Gene Ontology annotation, cellular component: nucleus; spliceosomal complex.
AUGGAGACAAUUUUAGAACAACAACGGCGUUACCAUGAAGAGAAAGAACGUUUAGUGGACGCUAUGGUGAAAGAAAUGCUUCACAAAAAAAAUACUUAUCGAGAAACAAUUAAUUCUGAUCAUCGUUUAAAAUACCUACUGGAUCGGUAUAUGACUUCAACCGAUCGUCUCAUUGAAUUAUACGAAGACAAAGAUGGCCAGCGUAAAGCAGAAGUUGCUGCUUUAACUGGACCUAAUGAGUUCCAGGAAUUUUAUAGCAGAUUGAAGCAGAUAAAGGAUUUUUAUAGAAAACAUCCGAAUGAAAUAAGUGUUCCCAUGUCAGUGGAGUUUGAUGAAUUUGCCAAAGCUAGAGAAAAUCCCAACGAAGAUAUGGCGAAUUUUGUUGAAUUUACCGAUGAAGAAGGUUAUGGAAAAUACUUGGAUUUACACGAGUGCUACGAAAAAUAUAUCAAUCUGAAAGGGAUAGAGAAAGUGGAUUACAUAACAUAUCUCGGUAUGUUUGACCAGUUGUACGAUAUCCCGAAAGAGAGAAAAACGGGCGAAUAUCGGAAAUAUUUGUUAUGCCUCAUAGAGUACCUGACGUGGUUUGUACAAAGAAUCAAGCCUUUAAUGGACAUGGAUGCGGACCUACAAGAAGAAGUUAACCAAGUCCUGGCUACUUGGGAAAGUGGAACUGUUCCUGGAUGGCCGAAAGAAACUGGGUCUGCGUUGACUAACGUGGGGGCUCACUUGGAUCUCUCGGCUUUUUCCAGUUGGGAGGAAUUGGCGUCUCUUGGUCUGGAUCGUCUGAAGUCUGCGCUUAUGGCGCUGGGCCUAAAAUGUGGAGGCACCUUGGAAGAAAGAGCUCAGAGAUUGUUUUCUACAAAGGGGAAAGGCUCAUUGGAUCCUUCGUUAAUGACCAAAAAUAACAAAGGAAAAGCCAGUAAAGAAAAAGAACAGUUGCGUCAACGAGAACUGGCCACAUUAGAAGCGCAAGUGUACAGACUUGCAGAUAUAGUGGCUCCACAACGUGGCGCCACCAAGGAAAAUGUUCAGAGGAAGCAAGCUAGAACGGAUGGUGAGCGAGACGAUAGCGAAAACGAGGAAAGUGAGGAUGACAGUCCCGACGAGGCCGACGACGACGUGCCUUACAAUCCCAAGAAUUUACCUUUAGGAUGGGAUGGAAAGCCUAUUCCUUAUUGGCUUUACAAGCUUCACGGAUUGAAUAUAAGUUACAACUGCGAAAUCUGUGGUAAUUACGUUUACAAGGGGCCGAAGGCGUUUCAACGGCACUUUGCCGAAUGGAGGCACGCCCACGGUAUGAGGUGCUUGGGGAUUCCCAAUACAGCUCACUUCGCAAACGUCACACAAAUCGAGGACGCGUUGGCAUUGUGGGAGAAACUGAAGGUACAAAAGCAGAGCGAACGUUGGCAACCAGAAACGGAAGAAGAGUACGAAGAUUCUCAAGGGAACGUUGUUAACAGGAAAACUUAUGAAGAUCUCAAAAGACAAGGUUUACUUUAA